GAAAGGGAACAACCGACAGUGUGUGUGGUUUUUCCGACACUCCCGGCUGCAGCUGGAGGCAGCACGGCUACCUGUCUGUCGGGUCCAGCUGAUCUGAGUGAGAUGAUUCACAGAGGCGUCGACCUGUGUGGACAAACAGAGCCGCUCACAGACCGUGUGUGUGUUUCAUCUAAUGUAGGCGACCAGCUCCAGUUUCAUGUAGGACCUGUCUGGAUGGAGGAGACUCUAAAACCGGCGCUAUGGCCAUGGAGAGCAGUGUGUGGAGUCCCUGCGACUACAGCCACAAUGUCACCUUCUUCUACAACCUGGUGGGUAAGAAGAUCAGCGAAACGUGGUCGCCGCGGGACUUUUUUGUGAUCGGACUGGGCUUGACAGUAUGUCUCAUCGUAGUCUUGGCCAACCUGAUGGUGAUGGUGGCCAUCUUCAUGAACCACCGCUUCCACUUCCCCAUCUACUAUCUCCUGGGCAACAUGGCUGCGGCGGACCUGUUUGCUGGUAUUGCCUACGCCAACCUGAUGUUGAACACGGGCCCCUGGACCAGAACACUCACCAAGGAGCAGUGGUACAUCCGCGGGGCUUUGAUUGACAUCAGCCUGACAGCCUCUGUGGCCAACCUGCUGGCUGUUGCCGUGGAGCGCCACCAGAGUAUCAUCACCAUGCAGCUGCACAGCAAGAUGACCAAGCGGCGCGUGGUGCUGCUGAUAGUCGGCAUUUGGGCUGUAAGCAUCAUGAUGGGCCUGGUGCCCUCCACGUUUUGGAACUGCGAGUGUGAUCUGGCUGACUGCUCCACUGUCGCUCCUCUCUACAGCCGCCGCUUCCUCAUAUUCUGGGCAGUUCUCAACCUGCUCACUUUCCUUAUCAUGGUGGCCAUGUACACACGGAUCUUCAUCUAUGUGAGAUACCAGACCUGUUACGCUGCUCAGCACACAUCGGAGACGUGGCACAGGCAGACUGUUAUCAAUCUGAUGAAAACCAUCUCCAUGGUUCUGGGCGCCUUCGUAAUCUGCUGGAUGCCUGGCCUCGUGACCCUCUUACUGGACGGGCUGCUGGGUGAAGCCAGCCACGCCAACGCCUACGAGAAGUUCUGUUUGGUGAUAGCAGAGUGCAACUCUCUGGUCAACCCCAUCAUCUAUUCCCUGCGGGAUGACGAGAUGCGGAGGACGUUCAAGAAGAUCCUGUGCUGCCUGUGUCGGAGAGGUGGCGACCAGCAGAGGGAGCUGUCACCUGUCGAGGUUGACUCACCACUGCCAGAGGAAACUCUUGGCUGUGUGGAGAAGUCAGAAGAUCAGGCCGUCUGUACAAACCGUAAAGAAGACAGCUGGACGCUGCCGGUGGUAUGAUGGCUGUAGGCCUGCAAUUUAAAAAGACUUUUACUGCCAUCUAACCAGCACAGACUGUGUAAAUAUAUUUUGUAUUUCUGCUGGACGUCAGUCAACUCCUGCCAAUUGACCUCUCUUCUGUUUGCAUUUCUGAAUUGAAUGAGAAAAAAAAUAUAUAUAUGUAUAAAGUUGUAUUUUUCGAAAA
This is a messenger RNA of Epinephelus lanceolatus (giant grouper), 1524 nucleotides long. It is a transcript of the gene lpar2a, whose product is annotated as lysophosphatidic acid receptor 2a. Gene Ontology annotation, biological process: G protein-coupled receptor signaling pathway. Gene Ontology annotation, cellular component: membrane. Lineage: Eukaryota; Metazoa; Chordata; Actinopteri; Perciformes; Serranidae. The record is from RefSeq and is a predicted model, not a curated record. Gene Ontology annotation, molecular function: melanocortin receptor activity.